Molecule: messenger RNA, 1126 nt
Organism: Pyrus x bretschneideri (Chinese white pear)
Lineage: Eukaryota; Viridiplantae; Streptophyta; Magnoliopsida; Rosales; Rosaceae
Product: deSI-like protein At4g17486
Exons: 4
Coding region: 40-714 (224 amino acids)
Biological process (GO): protein deubiquitination
Molecular function (GO): deubiquitinase activity
Source: RefSeq, a predicted model, not a curated record
GUUUUUUUUUCAGAAAUUCGAAAAGAAUUGGGGGUAAAAAUGGGGUCGGAGAGCACCUCUCUACGCGGAGGCGGGAUUGAAAACAGCAGAAAGGGCAACGAGACUCAGGUGGUGUUGAAUGUCUACGACCUCACCCCCCUCAAUAAUUACACCGUCUGGUUCGGUCUCGGAAUCUUUCACUCCGGUAUUGAAGUCCAUGGCAAAGAGUACGGUUUUGGAGCCCAUGACUUCCCAGUUAGCGGAGUUUUUGAAGUGGAACCAAGGAGCUGCCCAGGUUUUAUUUAUCGAUGUUCCAUUCAACUUGGCCGCAUAAAUAUGCCUCCCUCUGAAUUUCGGACAUUUAUUGAGAAUGUUGCGGCAGAGUAUCAUGGGGAUACCUAUCAUCUCAUCACCAAGAAUUGCAACCAUUUCACAGAUGAGAUGGCAUUUAGGUUGACAGAAAAACGGAUUCCUGGAUGGGUGAAUCGGCUUGCUCGUCUAGGUGCCUUAUGCAGUUGUCUUCUCCCCGAAAGCCUUCAAGUGACCACUGUUAAACAAAUACCUGAAUACCAUCACGAGUCAGAAGAUGGUACUGAAACUCUAUCAAUCACAACGCCUCGUGAGUCAGCGGAAGUUGAUGACGAUCAAGAAAAACGCCUGCUGUCCCCACUGGCUUCACUUUCACCGGUGGCGGGAAGUGGAGAUGUAACUUUUGUUAAAGAGGCUCAAAAGUGAAACAAACCCUCAACUUUUGCAGAUAGAGGAAGGAGUCACCCUUCGGGAAAAGGGCGGUUUGGCCAGUUAUUGGUGUGACUGUCAUUGUUAUGGAUGCCUUACUUGGAAGGAAAGUACAUGCAACUCUUUUCCAAAAGAAAGCCUCAAUUGUAUUCAUUAUCUGUGUGCACAAGCGUUCAACUAGACGCUUGUUUUUCUACUAUUUCGGCCAUUUUUUAUUUAAUUUUUUUAACGGAGGAAUCCGAAAUUAGGUCAUAGUUUGGUAUGAUUUGUGAUUUGUGCACGAGGGAAGGGAACUGUUUUUGCAAGUGGAAACGAAUCUGAGUGUUUUAGUCUUUGAUUUCUUCUGUAAUUUUUUCAAAUGUUGGAAUGAUGCUAUAAAUUGUUUCAUUUUGUCUCGCAAGAGUACUCA